UUCAAGUGUUUCUAACCUCACAAUUGCGGCAAGUGCAACGCACAACCUCACAGGUGAAAUUUAAUGAUUAUUAAGUUAAAAAGCGAUAACAACUUGUAGAAACAAAAGAAUUUAGUUGCAUUUAAUGUUAUCUAUGGUAAAUCAUGUCGAUAUUUGCCAAGAUUUUGUUAAAACCGCAGUUUAUGUUCAUAACCUGUUGUAAUACUCUAAGAUUCAAUGUAAAAUCAUCGCUCGUGCGGAAUUUACACGCAAAAACAGCGAUUCAAGAGAAUAUCUCUGCGUUGCAACUGAAAAAACGUCCGCUACGCAAGAAACGCGCGCUGGAAGAAGAACAAACGGCGUUAAAGCCAGGCACAUACAAUGUUUUGGCUUAUUCAACAGCAGAGGAGUAUGAUCUGGAAGCUUUGAUAGAAGGACUCAAAGUUGAAGGAUUGUAUGAGCCUAAAAACAUUGAUAAUCACACGGAUUGUGUGCAUGCAGUCGCCAAAUACAAAGUGGAGACAGAACCAAGAGAGAUUUUCUUCUUCAGAGAAGGCAGUCUUGUAAUGUGGAACAUGACAGACCUGGAGAGUCAUAAUUUGCUUGCUUUUAUUAAUAAAUACGAGCAGGAUCGGUAUGCGGCUGUGAUGGUACACAGAGAAGCGGAAUACAUGAAUUAUACACAUCAUCAGGUUGAAAAUAAACUUUCGACGCUAGAUGGUAGCUGUGAUAUUGUGCUGUCAAAAGACGAUCCGAAGCGGAUGAUACUCGAUAAGUAUACGUUUUCCAACGCGAUGGCUUUAUCUGUAAAGCUUGGCAUUUGGGAAGCCAGUCUGGAGAGAUACGUGGAUAGUAUUGAAGGUGUAACAGAAGAUUUGAAGUUAGGAAGAAAGUUGCAGAUGUCGCGCGAGGAGGUCCUGCGGAAACAUGGUGAAUUAUUUGCGUUGCGUCACGUGAUCAAUUUGAGCAGUGAUUUGCUCGACGUGCCUGAUUUUUAUUGGGAAAGAGAACAUCUUGAGCAGUUGUAUCAACAGAUGUGUAAUUAUUUCAGCAUCACACGACGUACACGCGUCUUAAACGAGAAGAUCAACCAUUGCGUCGAGUUGAUUGAGCUGGUGAGUUCGCAUUUGAGUGACAAGCAUCACAUUCGCCUGGAGUGGAUGAUCAUCGUGCUGAUUAUGGUGGAAGUCGGCUUCGAGAUGAUACACUACGCCGACCGCUACCUUGCCUAAUAGAAUAUAAAGUAAGUUCUGUUCAUGUUUUUUAUUGAAAGAAAAGAAAAACGAUAACAAACAA
Molecule: messenger RNA, 1275 nt
Organism: Dalotia coriaria
Lineage: Eukaryota; Metazoa; Arthropoda; Insecta; Coleoptera; Staphylinidae
Product: required for meiotic nuclear division protein 1 homolog
Exons: 3
Coding region: 144-1211 (355 amino acids)
Biological process (GO): positive regulation of mitochondrial translation
Source: RefSeq, a predicted model, not a curated record